CAUCUGGGAGAGCAUCCUAAGCCUUUCGUUCGCCGACUUCUCUUUGCCCUGAAAACGGCCAUGGCGCAAUGGGAACGGCCUUGAUCCGGCCCAGAGUGGGAGACAUUGUGCUGGUCAACCGGCUCAACACCAUCCGUGUGGGGCACAUCUUUGCAGAUGACCAAGAGCAGCAGCUGCCCUUCCUGGUGAGGUUUGAUGAUGGCCUUGAUCCUGAGCUCUGCUGGUGUGAGGCGGAAGAGGUGAAAAAGCUGGAACACUGCGAAAAGGAGUUCCGCGAGUACUGCUGCCGCGAGGAGGAUCAUCAGUGUCCCAUUUGCUUCGCGGUCUUUGACGAACAGGAGGCUGACUGCCGGGUGGUCACGCCCUGUGGCCACACCUUCUGCCGUGAAUGUAUCGAACGCGCGCUGGCCGCCUGCCAGACCGGUGACCCGACCGAGAGGCCAUGCCCAAUUUGCCGGCAGACGGUGAGCUUGUUCUCACUGCAGAUGGCCACCACGGGACAGAGGAUCCACUUCUUGAGCGCCGACCUGUCCGCGCUCGAGGGCAGUGUCUUCGUCCUCCGGAGCCACGGUGAGGUGGGCUUUGCGUCCUUCCACUUCGAAGGGACCACAGCUUACAUUAGCCAUAGCUCCAUGAGAUGUCGCUGGGCUGGACUGGUCUUGGACAAUGGGACUCGCCCACCCGAGCGGCAGUUCUUGGAAAAGACCUUCUGGCACGAGGGCAGCCGAACCUUCCAUGGGGAGCUCACCUGGUCCCCCGACACCUGGUACGGGGCGGAGCGCUGGCGUGUGGUCAUGCAGUUCUCAGCGGACUUCACGUAUGUGACCACCGGGGUGAUGAAGCUCCGCAGCCACAAGAACGCCUGUUUGCUGGAUGGGCUUUGGCGUGUGGAGUACCCGUCCGAGAGCGGGCGGAGUCCGGUGGUGAUCCGAGUCCAGGGUGGAAUGUGGGAGAUGAGGGGUUCGCGCUACUGGCUGACUCUGACGGACCCCUCGAAGCCUUGCUUUGUCUGGCGGGGGCUGGGCGUGGUGCAGACCUGUCAGAUGCCUCCAACGGCGCUGGCAGAGGGGGACUGCCUGCUGUGGACGACGACGGAUACAGAGAUGCCGCAGAUCACCUGGCGCAAGUUGCAGGGGCCGCACGAUCGCUAUGACCGAAUCGUCUUCUACAAACUCUUAGGCCCCAAUGGCUUUGAAUACGUGAAGCACCAAGAGCUGCAAGGCUUCCGGCCGAAGCAGCUCUUUGGGAACAGUUUUAUGCAAGACUUGGAGGUUGGCGUGGAGAGUUUUCACUUCGAAGAGCUCCGAGAAGAUCAGGUGGUGCGUGGGUAUAUCUCCUACGAGCGCAUGCCCAAGGAGCGUCAAGAACCCAUGGAGAACGGCGCCCCGGCGCCGGUGCGGGUGCCUUUUGAGAAGACCGAUUGGAACAAGGAAAGCCGCACCUUCAUUGCGGAGGUGGACUUCCUUCGGCAUUACAGUUCCACCUGGAGAGGUGUGUCCACUGCCACCUACAAGAUCGUCUUUGACCCGGACUUUCUGUACAUCGAAUCUGGCUUCGUGAAAAGUACGAGGCCAACUUUGGGGUCCACCCAGCAAAGCUUUGGGCAGGACCUGAUCUACGUGAAUGCCGCCGCUGGCCCCUACCUCCGAAGUCAGGGGGAGUCUUGGCGCCGUGCGCUGAGAGGACGUGUGGUUCCAAAGAGGAUCCUCGAGUCUUUGGAAUUGGUCGUCGAGGCCAGUUGAUCAGAGUUGCUUCGCUCGAAGCAUGGCUUCUCGCUUGGGGGCAGAGAAACGCUGCCCGACAAAAGCACGGAGAUCCUGAAAGCGAUCAGCCAUGGAGGAAUGGUCUUAGGGAGGGGGAUGUAUCUCUGGAUUUCUUCCACAUGGACCUGGACUACUGUUGCUACAUGCUAGGAGCAUGUAGCUGAAGAUGGCCAUGAGCCAA
Messenger RNA from Durusdinium trenchii, 1944 nucleotides. Lineage: Eukaryota; Dinophyceae; Suessiales; Symbiodiniaceae. The record is from the annotation of a GenBank genome assembly.